GCGACCCACAGCGGCGUUGUAUCCGUCAAGGCGCAGUGUCUGUAAUGUGUGUGGAUUUGCCCCGUUUGGAUUUUGCUCUUGGGGAGGCAUGUCCCCAGAAAAUGAAGACACCAUCAUGAAAGCCUUCUGGAUUUUUUCAGGCGGAUUUUCAUGUUUACACACGUUCGCUCCGUCCGUCAGAGUGAGGAAAUUAAGUUCUCUUGUGUGGCGCCAACGCUGGUUUCAGAUUUUCCUCUUAUUCGUCCUCCUGGCAGGCCGAGCUUCAAGUAAUAAUGCCACUGUUUCUCCAUCAUCCCCAACAAAUAUUCAGACCUCAGUUUUUUACACUUUGAACAUUGUUGUGGAUGUCAGUGGACAAGAGAAGAAUGAAUCUGAAAUUAUUGCCUGGCUUGAACAGGUGUUUCAGCAAAAUCUAGAGAACUGUGCGUCACCAACCUCGAGAGGAUCUGAUGUACCUAUAGAUCCAACCUCACCAACAACGACAGAAAGCAACAUCACAACUUCACAAUCAACAUCUCCACCACUACCAAGCAACAGUAUAACAGAUGCAGAUACAAGCUUAGAAACCAACAGCACAACAGCUGCAGCUACAACGCUAGAAACCAACAGCACAACAUCUGGGGCUACAACGUUAGAAAACAACAGCACAACAGCUGCAGCUACAACCUUAGCAACCAGCAGCACAACAUCUGGGGCUACAACGUUAGAAACCAACAGCACAACGGCUGCAGCUGCAACGUUAGAAAACAACAGCACAACAGCUGCAGCUACAACCUCAGCAACCAGCAGCACAACAUCUGGGGCUACAACGUUAGAAACCAACAGCAUAACAUCUGGGGCUACAUCGUUAGAAAACAACAGUACAACAGCUGCAGCUACAACCUUAGCAACCAGCAGCACAACAUCUGGGGCUGCAACGUUAGAAAACACCAGCACAACAUCUGAGGCUACACCAUUAGAAACCAACAGCACAACAACUUCAGCUACAACCUUAGAAACCAACAGCAUGACAUCUGAGGCUGCAUCAUUAGAAACCAACAGCACAACAACUUCAGCUACAACAUUAGGAACCAGCAGCACAACAGCUAUGGCUACAACCUCAGUAAGCAGCAGCACAACAGCUGUAGGUACAACCUUAGAAAUCAACACUACAACAGCUGCAGCUACAGCCUUAGAAAGCAGCAGCGCAACAGCUACAAUAUUAGAAACCAAUACUACAACAGUUACAGCUACAACCUUGGGAAGCAACAGUACCACGGCAGCAUCUACAACAAUCAGCAGUGCAACCAUUGCAGCUACAACAUUGCAAACCAACAGUACAACAGCUACAGGUACAACUGUAGGAAACAAUAGUGCCAUGGCUGCAACUCCAACUACAGCUCCAGCAACUUCAAUAGGCCAAACCUCAAUAAAUUCAACCACGGGAGUACAAUUUCCACCAACCACAAGCACAACAGUACAAACCCCAAUUACAGUCACAACAGCUGUAACAGUACAAACCCCACCAACUACAGCCACAACAGUAGAAAUUCCUCCAACUACAACUACAACAGCUGCAAGAGAACAAACCCCAACAACUACAAAUACAGCAUCCACAACAGUACAAACCUCAUCAACAACCACAGCAGAACAAAUCCCACAAAGUACAACCACAACAGCUGCAACACUUCAAACUCCAAUGAUGUCAACCACAGCAGUACAACUCCCAUCAACUACAUUCACAACAAUACAAAACCCAGCAACUCGAACCACACCAUUACAAAUCCCAACAAAUACAAACACAACAGCAUCAACAACAUCUCCAACACUCACAAGCACAAUAGCUGCAACAAUACAAACCCCAGCGACUACAACCACAGCAGUACAAAUCCCAUCAACUACAUCCACAACGGCACAAAACCCAGCAACUACAACAACAGAAGUACAAAUCCCACCAACUACAACCCCAACACCUGCAACAGUACAAACCACAUCACCUACAACCACAGCAGUACAAAACCGAGUAACUACAACCAUAGCAUCGACAACAGUACAAACCUUAGCAACUACAACCACAGCAGUACAAAUUCCACCAACUACAACCACAACAUCCACAACAUUACAAAACCCAGCAACUACAAGCACAACAGCUGCAAUAGUGCAAACCCCAGCAACUACAACCACAACAACUAUAGUGGUACAAACGCCAAUAAUUAGAACAACAUCAUCAGCAACAGUACAAAGCCCAGCAACUAUGACCACAGCAGUAGAAAUACCACCAACUGCAACCACAACAGCCACAAUUGUGCAAACGCGAGCAACUACAACCACAGCACCACAACUCCCAUCACUGACAUCCACAUCACAAAACCCACCAACUACAACCACAGAAGUACGAAUCCCACCAACUAUAACCACAACAGCUGCAAUAACACAAACUCCAACAGCUGCAACCACAGCAGUACGAAUCCCACCAACUACAACCGCAACACCUGCAAUAGUGCGAACCCCAGCAACUACAACCACAGCAGCACAACCCCCGUCACUACCACCCACAACAUUACAAAACCCAGCAACUACAACUAUAGUAUCAGCAACAGUACAAACCCCAGCAACUACAACCACAGAAGUACAAAUCCCACUAACUACAACCACAACAGCUGCAAUAACACAAAGUCCAACAACUACAGCCACAGUGGUACGAACUCCAACAACUUCAACAACAACAUCAGCAAUAGUGCCAACCCCAGCAACUGCAACCACAGCAGUACGAAUCCCACCAACUACAACCACAACAGCUCCAAUAGUGCAAACCCCACCAACUACAACCACAACAGCUCCAAUAGUGCAAACCCCACCAACUACAACCACAGCAGCUCCAAUAGUGCAAACCCCACCAACUACAACCACAGUAGUACGAAUCCCAUCACCUACAUCCACAACAUUACAAAACCCAGCAACUACAACCACAGAGGUACAAACCCCAUCAACUACAAACACAGCAGCUGCAAUAACACAGAGACCAACAACUACAACCACAACAGCUGCAAUAGUGCAAACCCCACCAACUACAACCACAGCAGCACAACUUCCAUCACCUACAUCCACAGCAUUACAAAACCCAGCAACUACAACCACAGAAGAACGAAUCCCAUCAACUACAACCACAGCAGCUCAACUCACAUUACCUCCAUUCACAACAUUACAAAACCCAGCAACUACAACCACGGCAGUACAAGUCCCACCAACUACAACCACAACAGCUGCAACAGAACAGAUGUCAUCAGCUACAACCGCAGCAGCACAACUCCCAUCAACUGCAUCUACAACAUUACAAAAUCCAGCUUCUGCAACCACAACACUACAAAUUCCAUCAACUCCAACCACAACACCUGCAACAGUACAGACCUCACCAACUACAGCUGCAGCAUCUUCAAUAUUACCAAUACUAACAACCAUAGCUGAAGCACUUCCAUCAUUGCAAAAUCCAGUAACGACAACUAGGUCAGCGUUGUCAAAUGACAAUAACACAACUGCAGUUUUAUCAACUCCACUUGUGACAACACUUACAACUCAGGAUGCAGAUUCAACAAAUCGCUUAGUUGACGUCAACGUGAACAUAUCGAUUCCAAAUGCAGUCGGGCUAAGAAGGAGACGAAGGGAAGUCAGUGGCAACAUGAUGCAAAGCAGUGGUGUAAUUAAUAGCACAACUACGGACCUAUUUCAAGGGAUUGAUGUCAUGUGUGUUAAUAAAACUUUAAUAAGGCGGACAGAGUGUAUCGUGACGCUGCGACUGAAUCAAACAGUUCCUCCAUGCUGUAUCCUUCGAACUCUCUGCUCAGAAAAGGAAAACAAAUCCGGCAUCUCGGUGGUGGGAAAAAGGGUCGAUAGAACAAGACAUAUGGGCAUGGAUUGCAGCAGUAUUAUUCCAGGGGAGGUUCAGGGCUGCAUGUUUUCUGGUGAAAGCGAUAGAUUUUGCAGUGAAGAUGCAAUCUUCAUUGAAAGAAACUCAACUGAUUGUGAUCCAGCCAACUGCACCUGUUCAGCGUUCUGCAACAGAACUGAUUCAUUCUACACUUUUAACAUCGGAGUUCACGACCCCAUCGUGAACAUCCCACAACUUUCACUUCUGAUUUCCACAAUAAACCAACAGCCAUUUUGCACUCCGGAUUCAAAUGGUACAUGUUCAUCGUUCGACGGAGAAUUCAAGAAUGCCAGUGUGACCUGUGGAAGCUCAUCAAUGAAUCUUCAAAACUGCAGUGUGAUUUUAGGCUUUGGAAUUUCUGUUAAUAUCUGUUCUGUGGCGCAAGCAGUGAGGAAUGUGUUUGAGUCUGAGGAACAAAUCCACUUCGAUGGUGUUGUGACCCGCGCAGCAAUUUGUGGGAAUUUUGGAAUCAGUGAUGAGCCAUUGCCAUCCGAGUUCAUAUGGGUCACAGACGACAGAGAGCCUGGGAGCUUUUGCACAAACAUUCAAGAGUCCAACCACCGCUUCUGUCGGAAUGGAAAAAAUGUGGCCGUGUUGCUGAACGAACAGUGUGACGUCGGCGAAGGAACGACCAUUCAGCCAAACAGCACCACCAUGCCUCCCAACAUAACUUCUCCAUUCAGCACGACUACACCGCAGCUCAACACGACACAAAGUGUCAACACCACUACAGCUAAUGUCACAGAAGAAUUUAAUACAACAACGCUACAACCGAAUGCAACACAAACUGCUAACACCACUACUACUGAUGUUACAGAGACUUUUAACACAACAACGCUACAACCGAACACAACACAGCAGGCUAACACCACUACUACUGGUGUUACAGAGACUUUUAACACAACAACGCUACAACCGAACACAACACAACAGGCUAACACCACUACUACUGGUGUGACAGUGACAGUUAACUCAACGCCACAACCGAACGCAACACAGCCUGCUAACGCCACUACUGCUGAAAUCCCAGUGACAUUAAAUUCAACAAGCCCCCAACAGGGUGCUACUCAAACUGCAAACACUACUGCCACAACAGUGGGAAACACAGCAUCUAUAAAUACCACAACCACUGAAGUUGUUCCCAUGACCCAGACAGAGAAUCCGACAACCACCGCCUCAGCUGAAGUCAGAGCCAACGCACUGCUCAAUACGAGCAGGGACGCCUCCAAUCUGAACUCCAGCCAAGUGAACGAUCUGGUGUCUCAGCUGGAGAGCCUGCUGUCGGGCCCGUCGGUCAGCCUGGAGCUGGGAAACAUCUCCAUCCAGAUAGUCAGCAACCUGCUGGAUGCUUCUCCAGAGGCGCUGGCAGAGUCCUCUGAAAGGAUCAUCAGGAUUGUUGAUACUGUGGGAAUAAAGCUGGAACUUGGCACAGAGGCGGAGAUUCUGGUGGCCUCAGCUUUAUCUCUGUCAGCAAAGCCAGUAGAUGGCACUAACUUUCAAGAAACAUCUUUUUCUGUCCUUAAUCCCAGUGACAUACAGGUCCGCGGGGAUCCCCGGCUGAGAAGGAGCUUGAGAGUGGACUCCUCCAUCCCACAGGGCUCCAUCACGCUGCCCCCCUCCCUCACUCAGGAUUUAACCCCUGAGGAGCAGCAGCAGGCCUCCAGAGUCCACUUCAAUUUCUAUCAGAAGAGCACAGUGUUCCAGGACUCAUCUCUGGGGACGGAGCGCAGACUUAACAGUGGGAUCCUGGGAGCUACUGUGGCCAACCUGUCAAUCGAGGGACUUCAGGACAACGUCACAAUCAAUCUCAGACAUUUAGAGCCUACUCCGGCUAAUUUUGUGGUGACGUGCGUUUUCUGGGAUUUUGCAUUAAACGACGGAUCCGGCGGCUGGAAUCCAGAUGGCUGCAACAUCUUGAACAGCACCGACAACGAGACCAUCUGUGCCUGCAACCAUUUAACCAGUUUUGCUAUCCUUCUGAACCUGGGACGAGAGCCUCUCACCAGUCGUCUGCAGGCCACCAUCCUCACCUUCAUCACGUAUAUUGGCUGUGGAAUCUCUGCCAUCUUCCUGUCCAUCACCCUCCUCACCUACUUAGCCUUUGGGAAGCUGCGUAAGGACAUCCCGUCUAAAAUCCUGAUCCAGCUGUGUUUCGCUCUGCUGCUGCUGAACCUGGUCUUCCUGGUGGACGCCUGGCUGGCGCUUUACCCAGACGCAGUGGGCCUCUGCAUUUCCACCGCCUGGUUCCUGCACUACUUCCUGCUGGUCUCCUUCACCUGGAUGGGAGUAGAGGCGUUCCACAUGUACCAGGCGCUCGUGAAAGUCUUCAACAGCCACGUUUCGUACUACAUGCUGAGAUGCUCGGUGGUUGGCUGGGGGGUCCCGAUGAUCGUCGUCAUUAUUGUCAUCGCAAUUGACAAGGACAACUAUGGUCUUGUAACUUAUGCAAGGUUCACGGAUGGAACUACAGACGACUUCUGCUGGCUGAGGAAUGACAUUGCCUUCUACGUGGCAGUGGUGGCCUACUUCUGUGUCAUUUUCCUCUUCAACUUUGCCAUGUUCAUCGUGGUGCUGGUCCAGCUGUGCCGGAUCAGGAGGCAGAACCCUCACAACAAUCAGCACCGCUCCACGCUGCAGGACGUGCGCAGCGUGACGGGGAUCACCAUCCUCCUGGGGCUGACCUGGGGCUUUGCCUUCUUUGCAUGGGGACCUGUGAACCUGCCAUUCAUGUUCCUCUUCGCCAUAUUCAACUCCUUGCAAGGUUUCUUUAUAUUUGUGUUCUACUGUGCGGUGAAGGAAAAUGUGCGAAGGCAGUGGAGGACCUACCUGUGCUGUGGCAAACUGAGACUAGCAGAAAACUCAGAGUGGAGUCGCACUGCAACACAAAAGACUGCAAGGAGAUCCUCCGUGACGAACGUGACAUCGGUCAAUUCUACAAACGGCCAGAACUCAUCGAACUCCUCUUCCUUCCUCGUCAGGGACUCUCCACAGCCGAACAACGGCCUCGAGAACGCGUUAGACGACUCGGCGAUUACGGCUGACGAAGACGCACACAGCGACGUGGUUCUCAACGAGGCCAACAGCACACGGCACAGAAACCGACCAGUAUCUUGAUCCGCAUGAAGGCCAUUUUUUGUAAACGUGUUUUGUAAAUACACUUCUGUAUAUAAUGUGAAUAAGAAAAGAUUAUUUAUCCAUGCUUCUGCAUGUAACAUGCAGUAUUGUGAACUACAACAGGCAACAAAUGUCUGUAUUACACAUGAAACUUCAUAUUUAUAUGAUUAAUCUUUGUCUUGCACAUAUUUUUACGAGGAGCUUUUAUUAUUUGACGAAAGAUGCACUGGUGUUCAACAUCGGGAAAAGUAACAGACUGAUACAAAUCCAAACCAUGCCUGUUGUGUUUAAUCGUGUUUCACAUAUUUACAAAACUAGUGUUGUUAGCUUUGAUUUUGGUUGUGUAUCAUUAAAAAGCCAAUUCAUGCUGCUCAUAAAUUUACAUUUCUGAUAAUGAAUUCAAGUGUUAAUAAAAAACUAACUCCAU
Molecule: messenger RNA, 7445 nt
Organism: Salarias fasciatus (jewelled blenny)
Lineage: Eukaryota; Metazoa; Chordata; Actinopteri; Blenniiformes; Blenniidae
Exons: 30
Coding region: 89-7018 (2309 amino acids)
Biological process (GO): cell surface receptor signaling pathway; adenylate cyclase-activating G protein-coupled receptor signaling pathway
Cellular component (GO): plasma membrane
Molecular function (GO): G protein-coupled receptor activity
Source: RefSeq, a predicted model, not a curated record